Lachancea nothofagi CBS 11611 is the source of this 306-nucleotide messenger RNA. NCBI's taxonomy places the organism in Eukaryota, Fungi, Ascomycota, Saccharomycetes, Saccharomycetales, Saccharomycetaceae. The record is from the annotation of a GenBank genome assembly.
AUGGGACGGCAAGCUGAAAACGAGAUGCCCAGGACAAAUAUGAUGUUGACAUCCGGAUCAAUUAUGUUCUAUAUAGGUAUGGCCACUCAUAAUGCCGCGCUGGAGCGGCCGAAGUCCGCAGCGAACAGACUGGCGCUUGUGAAAUUUAUAGCGAGCCUGAAACCAGGAAUUGACAUGAGAGACUGGGAUGUUGUUGCUGCUAGAAUGAACUCAAUCAUGCAUCGCAGCAGCUCAUUGGUAACACCUUAUUUCUUCUACGAUGGUAAGGCAUGCUAUUCCUACUUUAGGAGUACUUAUCUACAGUAG